AUGGCAUCCGCACACAUUGGAAGCAAAGUUCGAAUUAAAGUUAUCGAAGGGGAUGAAUUUUCGGGGUUUGUGCAUUCGGUUGAUGCUAACACAGGAAAACUUACAUUAGAUAAAGUAACUUUGUGUGGGCGUGGUGGAGUGGACAGAAGAAUUCAAGGCUUGCAGCAUUUCUACGGCAAAGAAAUCGAGAAUAUUAUAAAAUGUGAGGAAGUGUGUCCAAAGCUGAAGAAAAAUGCAUCCACUGGCAACCUGACAAAGUAUAAGGAGGCAGGCCCUAGUUUAAAGAAGACCAAAAAUAAACCAAAACAUCUUCAGAAACUGAGGAGACUCGACACUGAAAAACUGCUUCUAUCUUCCAGACCAGAAUCUGCUGAGGAAGCGACUAAUGUUAAAAGUAGAAUCUGUGCAAGGGCUAAGAGUUCUGAUUAUGACUCCAGUAGUGAUGUCGGUGACUUCAACAAUUACGACCCAGACAGCAGAUAUCAUCUUGUUAACAAACUCGAUCAUCGGUUUUAUGAUGCGAUGGAGUACUUACAUCAGCAGUCUAUGAUCGCUGUAGCCUUUGAAGGUGUGGAGAUUGGACGUGAAGGGAAACUAGCAUGGAUUUCGAUUGCUACAAAAGAUGACUUACUAUUGCUGGACGUCUUAUCUCUUGGUGAAAAGUGUUUUUCGGAAGGUUUCAAGGAUAUUUUAGAAUCACAAAAAAUUCUGAAGGUGAUUCAUGAUUGCCGUCUUCUCUCGGAUCUCCUGCACCAUCAGUACCUGAUAAAGCUCAUCAAUAUAUUUGACACUCAGGUUGCUGAUGUUAUGAUCUACCACAUCAGACACAAAGACUGGCCGCGCUACGUGUCUGGAUUGUCGUCCUGUCUUUUCUCUCAUCUGGAAUUGAGUUCUGAACAAGUGCACAUCAUGAGGGUUAGAGAAAGUGCUAAAAAGGAAGACCAGGAGAUUUGGUGCAAGCGGCCAGCCCCGGGGUUUGUCAUGGAGGCUGCUGUAAAACACGUGGAACAUCUUCUCGACCUUCGACUUAUUCUUAUGGAGAAGAUGAUGGCGGAGUUCACGGUCGGGGUCGAUAUUUACCUUGCACAGGUCAAGGACGUUUCGGAUGCCGAGGCCAAGAAAGCACUCUCAUCUAGUCACCUGCUUCCUUUUGCAUUUCAACAUCUGAGUCAGUUCCUUCAUGCUUCCCACUUUAACUACACGAUGCCUCUGAGGAUGCGAAAUCCUCUGUCCAGCAAGGAUAGACACGGAUUUGAGGAGAACUGUCAGGGUAUAAUGGAUCCUGAUGUCAUUGCAAGUGUUGACUCCAUCUGGCAUCAAAGACUGAACAAGAACUGUCCAGGUUCUCAACAAAAAAUAUCAAACUCCCUGGACCAAAGUUCAAGUAAAGAAAGGCAGAACCAGAGGUCAACAUCUGCAGUUUCAAAAUCUGACCAGUUUCCGGAAACAUGUUCUAUUGGUGAAAGUUCUACAAUACCAAUAUCGAAAGACUUAACCGUCCACGAUGAAUCUUCAGCAUCAUUUGAGGCUCAAAACAAAUCAAACAAUUCUGUUUUUUCAUGUGCUACUCCAUCCUGUUCUGAAGACAUCAAAUCUUCUUCGAAAAUUCCUGAAUUUGUUGUUCCCAGAGUUGAUAGUCCUUCAGAAUUUCAGCAUAAGAUAAGAGUGUUAACAACUUCAAAAUCUAUGUCCAGUUUGAAACUGGAUGAAAAGCCACAGCCGUCUGAAUCAGAAUUGACUGGCUCGCAGUUAUUGAAGACACUGAUGGCAGAGAUCAGAACUUCUGGGAGUAGUAGUGAAACUGAUUUUGUCCUGAGGCCUGCUGGGAAACUUCAGUAUAAUUUACCAAAGAGACAGAGACGAUCCCUGAAUACUGAAAGCAGAUGUAAGAAAUCUCAAGCUUUUGUGUGUCUGUCAAAAAAUGAAAGCUCUACAUGCGAUGAAGAUGAUUACUUUGGAGAUAUUCCUUUAACAGAACAUUUAAGAAGAAGUGGAAAGUUAGUUAACAGCAAAUUGUGUGAAAGUGUUCCUCAAGCUGUAAUCAACAGUGGAAGUGGGAGAAUGGUUAUUCCAUUGAGUUCCAGUGAGUCUGACUCUGAUGUUGCCAAUCCAAGAAGGUUUGAUAGUCUUGAGAAGCAGUCCAAGGAACUGAGACCAAUAGUGCCUAAGACAAACUGUGAACUGCCAUUUUGUUCCAUCCCAAACAGAGACGAGGAAAGAAGUUCUCAGGGUUUUUCUGAAGCUUCCAUAUCAUCGGUACAACAAACAUCACCACCUUCAUUGAAUUGUUCACAGAUUCAAGAAUCUCUACCCAUUCCGUGGUGGGAAUCCAUACCUAAAACGCAAACAUCAUCUGUGUCAGACACAUUUGUGGAUAAAGUACAUACUCAUAGUGUUACGUCUCACUCCAUUCUAGCUGACAGUCCUUACAGCAGACCAUCACCUAAAUCAUCCGAGCCUUCACCAGCAUUAACAUACUUUUCAAUUGGCCGAGGAUAUCGAUCUCCAAACUCCAGCUCAUACUGUCAGGUUUCAUCUGCAUCUUCCCAACAGACCACUCCAUCACCAGUUGGCAGAGCAAGGUCACCUGCUGCUGCUGCUGCUGAUACUGCAUAUGUAUCGGCUUGUUCUCACUUCGGCAGAGGUGGGUCACCAAGUGUUCAUCCGUCCGGCAUAACGAGUCCUGGCUCAUCUGGUUCUAGUCAAGAUGAGUCUUCAGUUGUUAAGAUCUCCCCUUCUUGUGGACAUGGUGCAGUGCUUCCUAGCAGUUACGCAAAUAGAACUAGCCACAGCAAGUCUCCCAUUACAUCAAUGUCACAGCAGAUAUCACCCAGAUCACUUGGAAGAGGAAUUCAUCUUCAAUAAUUUUUCAUCUUGAAAAAAGAGCAUAACUUUAAAUUUGUUACAUAUCUUUUGUUUUAUUACAGUUCUUUUAAGUUGUUAUGUAUUUAAGGUGCAAUGCAUAUAAAAAGUAUGCAGAUGCAAAAUCUAUAAUGUUUUAAGUCUUUCCUAAAAAAAUAUAAUAUUGGCUUAAAUAACAGGGCUAGCCAAUUAUGAAUUUUAAAAGCAAUUGUCGAAUUUUAUUUUAAUUUGGUGAAAUAAGUACAUGUAAUAAUUGACAUUUUGUUAGAAAAUAACUGAGUUUCUGCACAUUUUGAAGAUUAAUAGAUUAUUUGGCAAAUAGACCUAGCCCUGAAUAACUUAAAAUCAUUAGGUGACACUCAGGGAUGUGUUGUUUUAGUUUUUAUCUGAUUUCAGGGGAGAAAUUUCAAUAUUUUUUCAGAAAAGCUAAAAAAUUACCUUGAGUUAAAGUUUAAAACCUACAAGGCACAACAUAACGAGGUUAUGUCUAUUCGUUUGUCCUUUUUGGCACUGUCAGUGUCAUUCAAUGAUUGACUGUCAUUUAAUGAUUGACUGUCAUAAGAGUAGUGAUGUCGUUAAGAAUAGAAAUAACAGGUGGAUAUCAAAUUAUAGCCAGAUAUAUUGUCAUGUCAUAUGACAUAAUCAAGUUGAUACUGAAGAAUGACAUGAUUUCAUUGGCUUAUCUUAAAUAUUAACAUUAUACAUUGAUCACAAGCUAAUGUUAAACUUCAGAAACAAGAUUUCAAAAACAUAUAUAUUUACCAGGUUGUCAGCAUGUGCAAAUUAGUCAGAAAUCUCUACCCAGUGACAAUUUAAUAAGAAGGCCGAGAAAAAUUGUCAGAUGCGGUCUAUUAAUAACAACCUUGAAGACAUCUCACUGACUGGCUAAUAUGACCUUCACACAGGGACUAGUUUGUUCGUUCAUUCAUUCAUUAUUUUUUACAAGUGUAAGCUGUUUAUGUCAUGCUGUUAAGACAAAUAUUUGUUUUGAAAUUAUUUUAAUAAAUCAUUUCUAACAUUCCACUCACUGAAAUAAGGCAGAUAUCAGAACAUAAAAACAUCCAAAGCAUAGACAAUUACUACCUCAUAACAAAGCAAAAACAUAAGUCACCUCAUUGGCAAGGACAGUCACACCAUCCCAGGAAAUCAUGUAGACAGUGAACAUGUGUUGAUAGUAGUGUGUUCGCUCCACAGCCUGUCUCACGUUAACUUCUAUUCACUCGGCGUUCUCUUUAUUUUUACACAGCCUACUAUAUUUUAUGUAUUAGCCAACUUUUUAAUACCAUUCUGAGACUUAAAGGGGUCAGCCAAAACAUUAAAACAAAUGUCUUAAGAAAAAUCCCUAUAGUACUAGUAGUGCUGUUUACAAUAUUUUAUGUAUUAGCUGACUUUUUAAGGUUUUAAAUAUGAUCCUGGGACUUAGAGGAGUCAGAGAAGACAUCAACAAUAUAUGUAAGAAAAUCCAUAGAAUAGUGCUGUUUGCAGAAACAACAACAGCCUUUGUUAAGUCCCACACCAGUCUCCAUUUGUUUGAUACACACUUUAAAAGUUGUAUUUUAUUUAAGCAAUAAAACCACCUAUUUUAUUUUUAUUGUGUCGGCAUUCGUCAGCUUAGGCCACUUAUUUGCUACCAAAUUUGUCAUGUGAUCAGAACAUUUGAUUAUAUCUUUUGUGUCGACUGACACUCAUCUUCUAUUUUAACAUCAAUUGCAGAUUUAAUUGGUUAUGACUAUGAUUUAUUUGCCCUGUCAUUUGUUUAUUCUGCAAUUUCUAAUAAAAGACUAGAAACUUUGUAUUUUCUUAGGGAUAUCAAUGCAGAAGUUGGAGUGUUCAUCAUUACAAUGAUCAUGGGUGCUAAAUCAUAUAUUUCUCUCUCCAGCCAGUGCACCACGACUGGUACAUCAAAGGCAGUGGUAUGUGCUGUCCUGUCUAUGGGAUGGUGCAUAUAAAAGAUCCCUUGCUGCUAAUCGAAAAGAGUAGCCCAUGAAGUGGCGAUGGCAGGCUUCAUCCCUCAUUAUCUUUGUGAUCCUUAACCAUAUGUCUGACGCUAUAUGACCGUAAAUAAAAUGUGUCGAGUGCGUCGUUAAAUAAAACAUUUCCUUCCUUCCUAUUUUUCACUCUAGCCAGUGCACCACGAUUGGUGUA
Gigantopelta aegis is the source of this 5007-nucleotide messenger RNA. RefSeq lists its product as uncharacterized. The transcript has 12 exons. Gene Ontology annotation, biological process: nucleobase-containing compound metabolic process. Gene Ontology annotation, molecular function: 3'-5' exonuclease activity; nucleic acid binding. NCBI's taxonomy places the organism in Eukaryota, Metazoa, Mollusca, Gastropoda, Neomphalida, Peltospiridae. The record is from RefSeq and is a predicted model, not a curated record. Bases 1 to 2865 code for a protein of 954 amino acids.